AAAAACAUAUGGGUCGCCGCCGGGGACGGCGACCUCGCGCGCGUCCAGCUGAUGUCCCAUCCCAUCGUCAUAGCGAUCUCCCCGAACGCGCCAGACCCGUACACGUACACCCCCAUGCAUGCGGCCGCGUCUUACGGCCAGCUGCACGUCCUGGACUAUUUGAUCUCCAGAGGCGGUGAUGUGAACACCACAGACGAUGACGGCGAUACGCCGCUCUACACCGUCGAAAACGUCGAGACCGCGCGGUACCUCGUGGAGCACGGCGCGACGGUCGACCGACGAAACAAUGAGGGCAUCCAGCCCGCAGAGCACCUUGCGGAGGACUUUCCGGAGGUCGCCAGCUACCUCGCCGCGCUUGCGCCUGCGCCCGCGCCUCACGCCACGGAUGCCUCUGGCACCCCUUCGCCAGCGUCACCGGCACCAGCACUGGCGCUAGCGCCGGGCGCAGCGCGCGGCCUCGCACAGCCCUCGCAGCACUCGCAGGACGCCGUGUCCGAGUACCUGACCGCGUCGCUCUUGCAGUCCGUGCAGGACAUCAUGGGGCGCGCGGAGGCCGAGGGGCGUGACCCCGAUGAGGAGCUGCGGCAGGUCGUAGGGCGCACGGUGCUGGAGGGCGUGGUCGCGGGGUAUGGCAUGUCCGAGACCGCAGCGGAU
Heterobasidion irregulare TC 32-1 is the source of this 654-nucleotide messenger RNA. RefSeq lists its product as uncharacterized. The annotation marks the transcript as partial. The record is from RefSeq and is a predicted model, not a curated record. The transcript has 5 exons. Lineage: Eukaryota; Fungi; Basidiomycota; Agaricomycetes; Russulales; Bondarzewiaceae. Gene Ontology annotation, molecular function: protein binding.